Molecule: messenger RNA, 1982 nt
Organism: Galeopterus variegatus (Sunda flying lemur)
Lineage: Eukaryota; Metazoa; Chordata; Mammalia; Dermoptera; Cynocephalidae
Product: anosmin-1-like
Exons: 7
Biological process (GO): neuron differentiation
Cellular component (GO): cell surface
Molecular function (GO): protein binding
Source: RefSeq, a predicted model, not a curated record
UUUCAGAAUUCUGUGAUCCUGGAGAGACUUCAGCCGGACUGCGACUACGUUGUGGAACUGCAAGCCAUCGCGUACUGGGGACAGAAACGCCUGAAGAGUACCAAGGUGUCCUUGCGUUUCACACCCACACAUGUUGUCAACAACAAAGAACAACUUGGGAAAACUACAAAAGGUAUGAUUCAAACACAGCCCCCUUUUCAAAGAAGACGACCCACUCGCCCUGUGGAAAUUGGAGCUCCGUUCUAUCAAGACAACCAACUGCAAGUCAAAAUCUACUGGAAAAAGACCGAAGAUCCCAGUGUCAACCGAUACCACGUGCAGUGGUUUCCAGAAGUGUGUGCCCACAACAGAACAGCCGGAUCGGAGACAUCAUCUGGCACAACUCACGAAAAUUAUAUAAUUCUUCAGGAUCUGUCAUUUUCCUGCAAGUAUAAGGUGACCGUCCAACCAAUACGGCCGAGGGGUCACUCAAAGGCAGAAACCGUUUUCUUUACCACGCCACCGUGCUCCUCUCUUAAGGGCAAGAGCCUCAGGCACGUUAGCUGCCCUGGUGAUGCAGGUCUCCUUUCCAAGGUGCUAGCCAAGCCGGAGAAUCUUUCUGCUUUAUUCAUCGUCCAAGAUGUUAACAUCACCGGCCACUUUUCCUGGAAGAUGGUCAAGGCUCAUCUCUAUCAGCCCAUGACUGGGUUUCAGGUGACAUGGGCUGAGGUCACGACAGAGAGCCGACAGAACAGCUUACCCAACAGCAUUAUCUCACAGUCCCAAAUACUGCCGGCGGAUCACUAUGUCCUGACAGUGCCCAAUCUGAGGCCAUCGACCCUCUACCGACUGGAGGUACAAGCGCUGACCACAGGAGGGGAGGGGCCGGCGACCAUCAGAACGUUCCGGACGCCCGCCCUGCCCCCCUCUUCUGCACACCGAUCCCAUCUUAAACACCAUCAUCCACAUCAUUACAAGCCUUCUCCAGAAAGAUACUAAACUCUUCAAAAAGGUGUUUAAAAAUUGCACGAGUGUGCAAGCUUGUGGAACUUAGCCUCUAGCCACGUGUACUUAUACAAGUAAUAGGAACUUCUCAGAAGCACUCUCUAUAUGUAACUUUAGUGCAGCAAGGACUUGUAUCAAUCGCGGAUGCAUCUGGAAACCAGGGACAGAGAGUUAUCCAGUGAAGAUGGACACCAAUUCCCUGUGACAGUGGAGAAAAUGAAGAAUACACCUCCUUAACUCUAAAUUUUGUCUUCAUAUAUGGUUUUGCUAAUCUCUAUUAAAUUAUUGCAGAACUGAGAUUUCCCUGAAUUUGGAGCUGCAAAUUCUCAAAACAAAGUAGUGUACCAAAUGCACAAUUCAUACAUACACUAAGCAUAAAUUUAAUCAAUAAGAUAUAUUUUUUAUUAAGUUAUUAAUUUGAUUUGCAAAAUCAACUAAGAUUAUACAGCCUUUGGACACUAUUCUUCAAGUUUUUCAUAAGAUCAUUUUUAUCGUGGGUGAGUUUUUAAUGGAAAAUUUGUAACCUGAAAUACACCACUGAAUUUAAGUCUAAAAAUACUCCCACUUUAAUCACGCUAUGCUUCUUUUUAUACAAAGAAAAAUACAAGUUGAAUCUGUAAGUUAUGAUUUAUUUACAAAAGACACCCAAAGCCAGAGGAAUUCAGUGAAUUAAACUGCUAACCGGACUUUGCCUUGCAGGAAUGAAAAUUCUUUUCUGGAGAUAUUUUUAAUAUUUUACCUUCUACUAUGAAAGAUUUUUCUGGUAUUUUAUCUUAUUUAUAUUUUACCUUAUUUUCCUCAAUGCAGCAACAGCUAAUAGAGCACUUUGUUUUGUCAUCUGAAAGUUCACAAAACCUCUUGCUUCAAAGGAAAGAAUCCCAACUAUUGAGCAGUUUCCAAUUUUUAGGAAGAUUUGCCUUUUCAAAAUCAAAGUAAGCUAUUUAUAUGCGAGAAUAUUCUCAGUAAUGUUAAUAAAAAGGGCUUCGGUUGAUAGAAAA